Molecule: messenger RNA, 1403 nt
Organism: Acipenser ruthenus (sterlet)
Lineage: Eukaryota; Metazoa; Chordata; Actinopteri; Acipenseriformes; Acipenseridae
Gene: alkbh6
Product: alkB homolog 6
Exons: 7
Coding region: 225-941 (238 amino acids)
Source: RefSeq, a predicted model, not a curated record
GAAGAACCCAAUUGACCUGAUUGGUUAGUGAGCUUUGUCACAACAUGAAUGCAGGAAGUGGACUCGCCGUGUGAGUGCAGUUUCUACUGUUUUUUUUUUUUUUUUAAGGUUUCAUUCUAAAUCUAUAAUCCACAUCGUUUUCAAGGAUUAAAUGUUUGUUUGUUCCACAUGCCCCCCCCCCCGAAGACGAAACUGCUAUAGAAAGCAGAUAUUAAUAAACUGCUAUGGAAGAGGAACGCUGUCCCAAACUGAAAGAGCUGGAGCCGUUUCUGGUGACCCAGGCCCCACCUACUGUGUAUUACAUCCCUAAUUUCAUCACAGAGGCAGAGGAACACUACCUCUUGCAACAGGUUUAUAACGCUCCCAAACCAAAGUGGACACAACUGUCUGGCAGACGACUGCAGAACUGGGGUGGCCUGCCCCACCCCAAGGGAAUGCUCUCUGAGAAGCUCCCCGAUUGGCUGGAGAAGUACGCCGUGAAGAUUUCCUCUCUGGGGGCAUUCGCUGGGAAGACCGCCAAUCACGUCCUGGUCAACGAAUACAGACCUGGGGAGGGAAUAAUGCCCCAUGAGGACGGGCCCCUGUACUUCCCCACUGUGACCACCAUCAGUCUGGGAUCACACACCCUGCUUGAUUUCUACCGGCCUUUCAGCAAGGAGAGGGAGCAGGAAGGAGCUUCGCAGACGGAAGAGAGCCGCUUCCUCCUGUCCUUGCUGCUGGAGCCGCGCAGCCUCCUGGUCCUGCGUGACGACAUGUACAUGUGUUACCUGCACGGGAUCCGAGGCGUGACCGAGGAAACGGUGUCCGAGCGUGUGGCCAACCUGCCCACCACCAGCGUCAGCCCAGGAGAGCAGCUGACCCGGGCCACCCGCGUCUCCCUGACCAUCCGACACGUGCCCAAGACGCUCAAGAGCGCCCUCCUGCUGGGGAGAAAGAAGUGAACAGCGUCGCCAAACGGAAACAAACUAAAAGGGUGGCAGUUCCUUGGGUCACUAAUGCGGAUUCAUCAUCAUUAAGUUACCAAAUUGUAUUUCAUUAAAACAAAACAAAAGAAUUUCAAAAAACCGACUGUAUUUCGUGUGUCAGUGGCAAGCAUAGAAGCUGCAAAAAAAUUAAACUGGUAGAAAAACUACCACUGACUUUACAUUUUAUUUUUGGAUUCAACAAAAAAAAAAUAUAUAUUUUAAUAUUUUUUCAAAAAUUAAAAUGAUCUGUUCACAUUUAAACAAUUUUUUCUCCUUUUAGUACAAAGCACCUUAUCUUUUUUUAAAUAGAUUAUAUAUACACAGAAGAGAGACUGUUACAUUAAGAUAUAUUAAGUUGAGAUUUUAUAUAUAAGUAACUGCAUCGUGACACCGAUUGAUUUUUUUCGCAUUGUAUCUUUCAUUAAAAAUGAAAACUAA